Sclerotinia trifoliorum is the source of this 1222-nucleotide messenger RNA. Lineage: Eukaryota; Fungi; Ascomycota; Leotiomycetes; Helotiales; Sclerotiniaceae. The record is from the annotation of a GenBank genome assembly.
UUCGAAAAUUACGAAUACGAAUAACACAAAUACCUAACAAGAGACUAGAGACAAGAGAGAGGAGACAAGCAAAUAGAUACCAAUUCAAUCCAUAUCUACUACGACUACGACUACGACUACGGCUACGACUACCUAAGUUGCCUACUGCUGCACCAUCAAAAAUUCACAAUGGACCCUACUAAGAUUUUGUCUUUACUCGAACAACUUGAUGAUGAUAUUGAUGAUAUAGAAGAUGCUGUUGCUCCGUUCAUUCAAAAAACCAUUCCCGAAUUCGCAAGCAAAUUACCCUUGCUAGACAAGGCAAAACUUUACACUCUCGUCACAUACGCUAUUGAAUCCAUAUUAUUCUGUAGGCUUCCCCAUCCACGCAUGUCUGUCGCAUCCUGUACUUUUAUACUAAUUCAUCCCAUCAGCAUACCUACGACUUAAUGGUGUCAACGCUCGCGAACAUCCCGUUUUCACCGAGCUUACGCGGAUGAAGCAAUAUUUUGAGAAGAUAAAACUUACCGAGAAUCCUCCCGCCGCAGUCGCAUCAGAGAGAAAUCUUAGAUUAGAUAAAGGCGCCGCUGGAAGAUUCAUCAAGGCAGGACUAGUAAGCCCGUCUUAUUCCUCUUCAACUAGAUGGCUUAGGAAUAUAUACUAACUAUGCCUACCUUACAGAGUGGAAAUGAUAAGUAUGAUUUGCAAAGAGCGGAGCAAAUGGCGAAGGAGAGGGCCAAGUCUCAUAUCAGAUUCGAAGAGAUAUCAAAGAAGAGGAAAGGAGAUGGAGAAACAACAGCACCCAAUAGUGCAAAAUUAAAAACUUCAGAUGAAUCCGAUGACUCCAAUUCAUCAUCUGAUUCUUCUGAUGAGUCUGCACCAGUAGCACACAAGAGCAAAAAGUCAAAGACCGCGAAAGCGGCAGCCUCAGCGGAGUCGAUGGAGGAUAGCUCUUCCACUCCCAACUCCAAAUCCAAAAAGUCUAAGCGAAGAGCUCAGGAGAAGAAAUCAAAGAGCAAGCCAAAGAAAGUCAAGACCAAGGGCAAGAAGUGAAACUAUCUGAUAAUCGGGGUAUAAAUAUGAGAUUAACUGGUUGUACGCAUAUUUGGACGAGGGCGUUCAGGAUUUAGCUUAGGGAUGAUACCAUGAUUUUCACGGCAGAGCAGGACAACUUUAGAGUCUGAGUUCCUGAACAAUAAUUAUUUAGACAUAAAAAGAAAGAAGUAAUAAAAGCUAUUUUUUC